AUGACAGAGCUCGAAAAACGGACCACCGAAGAUGAGAGUCCCAAACUUGAGGGCCAUAAUGCUCUUUACGAAAUCGAAAGUCGAGCCGCACCUGGCAAACUGAAUGCUAUCUUCGAGAACCCACUGGCACAGCUGUCCCGUGAGCAGUUGUUGGCUGAUGUAGAGAAAUUCUGCAAAAAAUUCAACCUGACGGAGCAUGUUGAGACCUUUAAAAAGGGCGCUUUGGUGUCGCAAAAUCCCGAAGGCGCCAUGGACUUGCCGGAGCUGGAUGAUGCGGAUAGAGAGGCAUUGACCCGAGAGCAGACGCACAAAUGGUCGCAACCCAUGGCCUUGUAUCACCUAACCAUUAUGUGUGCUGUUGCGGCUGCAGUGCAAGGCAUGGAUGAGACUGUCAACAACGGUGCCCAGAGGUUAUAUUUGGAACGAUUCAAUAUCAAGCCGUACUCCCAAGGCGGACGAUUCUCACAAGCAAUGGCUGACAAUUUGACGGGAUUGAUUGUCGGUGCGCCUUACCUAGCAUGUGCCGUCCUUGGAUGCUGGCUUACGGAGCCAUUGAAUCGAUACACGGCCCGCCGUGGAACAAUCUUUAUUUCAUGUGUGAUAGCAGCACUCGCAUCAAUUUGGGAAGGGCUGGCUAAUUCCUGGGUCAAUCUCUUCCUUGCUCGCUUUUUCCUGGGUCUGGGAAUCGGAUCAAAAUCGUCGACAGUGCCAGUAUAUGCCGCGGAAUGUUCCCCGGCACCCAUUCGUGGUGCUUUAGUGAUGAUGUGGCAAAUGUGGACGGCAUUUGGGAUUAUGCUUGGAAAUAUAAUAGGCGUGGCAUUCGGCGGGCUCGAACCGGACCUUGCGUGGCGGCUGAUGCUUGGUUCAACCGUCGUUCUUCCAAUUAUAGUCUGCGUCCAGGUCUACUUCUGCCCCGAAUCUCCCAGAUGGCUCAUUGAGCAUAAUAAGAUCGAGAAAGCCUUUAAGUCGUUCUGUGCCCUCCGGCCCACACAGCUCCAGGCCGCUCGUGACCUCUAUUACGCGUAUGUCGGAGUUGAAUUGGAGAGAAAAGUAAACCGGGGUAAAAAUUUCUUUUCCAUGCUGGUCGAAUUAUUCACUGUGCCUCGAAAUGCUCGUGCAACUGUCGCAUCAACCAUCGUAAUGUGGCUGCAGCAAUUCUGCGGUGUCAACAUUAUUGCUUACUACUCUACUACUAUUUUUGUUGAGUCUGGUUUCAGCAUGUCAUCCGCUCUACUUGCGUCGAUGGGUACAGGAAUUUUGAACUGGUUAUUCGCUCUUCCCGCAUUUUUCACGAUUGACACUUGGGGUCGACGAAACCUUCUCCUCUUCACACUUCCGUGGUUGGCUCUAUGGCUGCUUUGGUCUGGAUUCUCUUUCUGGAUUGAAACAGGCGACAGCCAAAGCAAGACGAGACUAGGAAUGGUGACGGCGGGUCUGUAUUUGUUUGAAGUUUUCUAUUCCCCCGGCGCAGGCCCCGUGCCCUUUACAUAUUCUGCUGAAGCCUUCCCGCUACAUGUGCGUGAAGUGGGUAUGUCAUGGGCCACUGCUGUGACAUGGAGUUUUAACUUCGUCAUCUCCUUCACCUGGCCUCAUCUACUCAGCGCGUUCAAACCUCAGGGAGCCUUUGCAUGGUACGCUGGAUGGUGUGUCAUCGGCUGGUUCUUGGUACUCCUGGCUGUGCCCGAAACGAAAGCCCUAACCCUCGAGGAGCUGGACCAGGUGUUCUCAGUGCCUACAAGGAAACAUGCCAUGUAUCAAAUUAAGAAUAGCAUAUGGCAUUUCCGCACUUGGGUAUUGCGACAAAAGUUGGAGCCAUUACCAAAAUUCUACAGCAGCGUAGAUAAGCUGAGUGAAACUAAGCCUUAG
Molecule: messenger RNA, 1866 nt
Organism: Ophidiomyces ophidiicola
Lineage: Eukaryota; Fungi; Ascomycota; Eurotiomycetes; Onygenales; Onygenaceae
Exons: 5
Coding region: 1-1866 (621 amino acids)
Biological process (GO): transmembrane transport
Cellular component (GO): membrane
Molecular function (GO): myo-inositol:proton symporter activity
Source: RefSeq, a predicted model, not a curated record